CAACACGGAAGAACACAAGGAAGUAAAACGGUGCUUCGUGAUAGCAAAGAAUAGACAUGCUUUGAAAGACCCGCUCAGAAUUUCCACUGCUUCCAUAUAUUAACAGAAUGUCAACCAAUGAGAGGGACGAGACAAAUGACACCCAAGCAGUGCCGGCCCGAAAAGCCUCCGAGGGCAACACUGACAAGAACCAUCACAGAGGCGUUACAGAAGGUUCCUCUCAGCCUAAUGAUGACACAUCCAUUGUAACAGAUGCAAAUACUGUCGCUGAUAAGAACUUGGCUCUGCUUAAAGCCCACUCCCUGGAUGUGAAGUUUGAAGUUGGGGAAGAAUAUGACAUUAUUGAGACCAUUGGUACAGGUGCUUAUGGUGUGGUCUCAUCGGCCCGGAGACGAGACAAUGGCCAGCAGGUGGCAAUAAAGAAGAUCCCUAAUGCCUUUGAGGUUGUGACGAAUGCCAAACGCACUCUGCGAGAGCUGAAGAUUCUCAAGCACUUCAAACACGACAACAUCAUCGCCAUUAAAGACAUUCUGCAGCCUGUGGUCCCUCACUCGGCUUUCAAAUCAGUGUACGUGGUUCUUGAUCUCAUGGAGAGUGACCUGCAUCAGAUUAUUCACUCCCGCCAACCUCUGACCCCAGAACACACACGCUAUUUCCUGUAUCAGCUGUUAAGAGGCCUGAAAUACAUUCACUCGGCCAACGUCAUUCACCGUGAUCUCAAGCCGUCCAACCUGCUGGUGAAUGAAAACUGCGAGCUGAAGAUUGGCGACUUCGGCUUGGCGCGCGGAUUAAGCGCGGCCCACUCUGAAGAGUCAAGUUCAUUUAUGACCGAAUACGUGGCCACACGUUGGUACCGCGCUCCUGAGCUCAUGUUGUCGCUUCAUCACUACAGCUUGGCCAUCGACCUCUGGUCUGUUGGCUGCAUCUUUGGCGAGAUGCUCGGCAGGAGGCAGAUGUUUCCAGGGAAAAACUAUGUGCAUCAGCUUCAGCUGAUUCUUUCGGUUUUGGGAACGCCACCCGAGAGCAUCAUCGGCUCGAUAGGGUCAGACCGUGUGCGUUCUUACGUGCGAAGCCUCCCUUCAAAAGCAGCAGAGCCGCGUGCAGCACUGUAUCCGCAAGCUGAGCCCAGUGCAUUGGACUUGUUGGGCGCAAUGCUCCGAUUUGACCCUCGUGAGCGCUUCAGUGCAUGUCAAGCCCUCGAACACCCUUACCUCGCCAAGUACCACGACGCAGACGACGAGCCAGUGUGCGUUCCUGCCUUUGAUUUUGAGUUUGAUCGGCAGCCAAUGGGCAAAGAACAAAUCAAAGAAGCUAUACUAGCAGAAAUCCAGGACUUCCAUAAGAAGAAGCAGGGCGUCAGGAAGAAGAUCCAGUUUAGGCCUCUCCAUUCUGGUUCGGCAGGGGUUGGGGUGUCUGGUAGCACUCUUUGCGCGACUCCGCAGUCUCAAAACUUGACAGAAACAGCACAAACUCGCACAAAUCUCAACUUCAAACCUACAGACACUACGCAAACUCAAACGAAUGCAAACUCGUUUCAAGCUUCACAUCACCUUACUCAGAUUUUGCCACAUUUGGCUCAGGUAAGCUGCCAGGAUGUGGACAUGCCCAGCGCGAACUCUGAUGGCCAGCCUGAGACCAUCGAUCUGACCACUCCCACGGACAAGGAUGCGUCGUUUACCGAACCGGUGAUGAACUGCACAAAGGAGGAGCUUGACUCGUCCAAUCAAAUGAUUCCGUCCCACCCUGUCUCUCAGACUCCGCCCACUUCAAGUCUUCCUCAGUCGAUCCCUUCACUCUCUCUCACACAGUCCCAGGCUCAGUCGCUCUCUCAAAAUCUCACUCGUUCCCUGGGCAAAGGAGGGAAAGCGACAACCGGGGAAGGUACAAAAAAAGAGGGAGCAAUUUCAGAAGACACAAAAGCAGCUCUCAAAGCUGCCUUGCUUAAAUCAGCACUAAGGCAGAAGGCUCGAGAUGGAGGCUCUGCAGCUUUUGGUAUCGAAUUACUCAGAGGAUCUGCUGGAGGUUUAUCCUCAUCCCUCUCCUCCUCCAACUCUGGACCAGAGCAGAAGAAGCCAGUCACGGCCCAGGAGAGACAACGAGAGAGGGAAGAGAAGCGGAGGAAGAGACAGGAGCGUGCGAUGGAGCGGAAGAGGAAGCUGAAAGAGAAAAAGGAGGGAAAACAAGGCGAAUCUUUGGGUGGCGUGUUACUCAGCGACAGCGAUAAGAAGCUGUUGGAGCGCUGGGGACGAAUGAUGGACAACCGGGUGGACAAAUCACAGACUGCGGAAACCAAUAGUGCCAAGACCGGUGAGGGUAAAACGGUCCAAAUCCAGCCAGCAAAAGGAAGCAAAGUCGUAAAGACAAACUCAGACGGGGGAGAAUCAAUGGCACCAAAACAACCCAACGAAGUGCAGGCUUUCAAACCACCACAAAUGGGACAGUGUUUGGCAGCUGGAAUAUUCCAUCCAACUCCGACUCAUGAUGCACAGCCCGUCUCUUUAAGUCCAGCUCAGAAUGGAGACGUUGGGAUAGUUGCUGUAGGGGGAGGUGGAAGUGUUGGUGUGGUAACCGCCCCAUGUGCCUUUGCCAAAAACAACAUAUUAAAACCUCAGUUUCUGACUGUUGGAACAAUGUUCACCGGUCUUGAGAACUGGACAGGAACAACUCCACACCAACCCCAGAAAACCCACCAACCUCCACCUGAACUGAAUAACCCCGCUCACACGGGCUUUGCGCACAUGCAAACGCAGCCGAAGCCUGUCACGCAUGCGCAGUCGCAGUCCAACGCUCACAUCCAUCUGCUGCCGCUGGAAUCCUUUAUGACCAAACCAUCAGCUCUGAACCCCAGCAUUGGCGUCUCGGACACCAGCACGUCUCUUUCCAAUCCAGAAAUCGGCAAUGGUCCUCAAGCCCUGGACAAACUUUGUGUUUUAGAGGAGCGACAAAAUGGCUCUCAUGCACAGGGCCCUUCAACACAGCCUCCGGGAGCUGCAGCUCAACCCUGCCUUGGUCUCACUGACACGGGACAGCCGGCAAACUGCAUCCCUGACAUCCACACAGUCACACAGCAGCUCUCAAAGUCACAGGUUGAAGACAUUUUGCCGCCGGUUUUCUCAGUGACUCCUAAAGGCAGUGGAGCAGGAUACGGCGUCGGCUUCGACCUCGAUGACCUCCUCACUCAGUCUCUCACCGAACUCCAGCACUCCGACCUCAGGGAAAGUCACAAUGACUUGGCCCCCCUGUCUGCAUCCCUGCUCUCUGAUUGGCUCGAGGUACACCGCAUGACCCCUGCUGACAUGGAGUCACUUCAGCAGGAGCUCCAGCUGGGAUCUCCCAUGAUCCUCUCCGACAACUCAACGCUUCCUGAUACCUGAUCAGUCCACCACGCAUUUCAUCCCCUUGUAGAACCGGUUGAGGGCCGUGAACAGAGGAACUUGAUAGCUGUAUUGUGCACAGUAGAGAGAAUAUGUUUGAGGCUCCAAAUUAUUAAGGCCUUUACCUAGACUCUUACCCAGAAAAGUGCCUUUAUCUUUAAUGGGUUCGUAUGCAUUAUUUAUCUGUGCCAACAUUAAAGUAUGAUGCUCUGUUCGGUUCUUAAGGGGUUUCCAUUCUCAGAAUUUCAGUGCCAUUACCAAGCAAUUCAGAUCCAGGGAAAAAGAGUUCAGUUCAGCGGUGCUAGUGCCAUUCAUUCCCCCUGGAAUAUCACUCCAUUCAACUGAGUUUAGAGAAUAAUUCACUUGAAAUGGCAACUUGUUUCGCAGACCAGUGUUUAAAGCUAUUUUCUAGUACACUACAGUAGGAGUCACCAGCAGGGCAGCAGUAUUACGGUGGAUGAAACACAGCAGAGCACAAUGAUAUCAUGACUGUAGAAAGUAGAAAAACAUUUCAUUUGAUGUUGCAUGAAUGCCUUGUAGAAAAUAGUGAAACUUGCUGCACCACAUGCAGAUCUGCUCCGUUUUACACCAGCAACAAAGAGUAUUGUCUUGAAUAAAGCUAUCAAAGGGA
Molecule: messenger RNA, 4005 nt
Organism: Sinocyclocheilus rhinocerous
Lineage: Eukaryota; Metazoa; Chordata; Actinopteri; Cypriniformes; Cyprinidae
Product: mitogen-activated protein kinase 7-like
Exons: 8
Coding region: 108-3374 (1088 amino acids)
Biological process (GO): protein phosphorylation
Molecular function (GO): ATP binding; MAP kinase activity
Source: RefSeq, a predicted model, not a curated record